GUUUCAAUAUGCGCCUGCAAAGCAGAGAGAAAAAAUGGCGGAUCACAGGAGGAGCUGCUUAGGGUCCCGGCGACUUUUCGGUUUGCGACAGACAGUCACGUUUAUGUUUGCCAUUGUUGGUUUUCUUUCUGUCGAGCCCGGAAGCGCCACCACUCAUUGGGUUGUGACAGAGGAUGGGAAAAUUCAACAGCAAGUGGAUUCGCCCAUGAACCUGAAACACCCACACGAUCUUGUUAUUUUCAUGAGACAAGAGACCCGUGUGAACUACCUCAAGGACCUGGAGAAGCAGCUUGUCGCCCAGAAGAUCCACAUUGAGGAGAAUGAGGACCGGGAUACUGGGCUGGAGCAGCGGCAUUACAAGGAGGACCCCGACUGCAUGACAGCCAAGGUGCCUCUGGGGGACCUGGACCUGUACGAUGGCACCUACAUCUCUCUGGAGAGCAAAGACAUCAGCCCGGAGGACUAUGUGGAUUUCCGAGCACCGUUACCUCCAGGGCUGGAGAAGCCGGACUGCGGCAGGAUUCUUGAGCUGCCGUACAGCAUCCAUGCUUUCCAGCACCUCCGGGGCAUACAGGAGCGCGGGAACCUGACGUCCCCACUGCUCUCCAAGGAGGACCCCAUCUUCAUCGCCCUGUCCAAUAAGCUGGGUCGCAGCGUGGACGAGGCAGGUCACCGGAUACACCAGGGUCUGCUGAGGAACUCCUCCUCCUGGGUGCUUUACAACCUGGCGUCUUUCUACUGGCGCAUAAAGAACGAACCCAGACAUGCAGUGGACUGCGCGGUCCGGGCCCUGCACUUCUCGCCCAGGCAGCACAAGGACGUGGCGCUGCUGAAUAUGGCCAACGUCCUGCACCGAGCUCACUUCUCUGCGGACGCCGCCAUUCUGGCUCACGCCGCCUUGGACCUCACGGCUGACCUCUUUACCAGCCACUACACGCUGGGGAACAUCUACGCCAUGCUGGGGGAAUAUAACCAUUCAGUGCUCUGCUAUGACCAGGCCUUGCAGGCGCGCUCCGGGAUCGAGCAGGCGCUGCGUCGCAAGCACGCAGUCCUCUGCCAGCAGAAGCUGGAGCAGCGACUGGAGGCCCAGCAUCGGUCCCUGCAGCGCACGCUGAACGAGCUGAAGGAGUAUCAGAAGCAGCAUGACCAUUACCUCCGCCAGCAGGAGGCGCUGGAGAAACACAAGCUCAUUCAGGAGGAGCAGAUCCUGCGCAACAUCAUCCAUGAGACGCAGAUGGCCAAGGAGGCUCAGCUGGGGAACCACCAGGUGUGUCGCUUAGGCCAGCAGGGCUGGCUCCUGUGCCCCUUUGACCUGCCCGUGCGCUACCAUCGCGGGGACGUCUUUGAGAGCGUUCACUCAAUUCAGUUCGGCGAUGGGAUGUCUGUGGCUGGUAGUACGGCCAUGAGUUCAGAGCUCACCCUCAACGAGACACGUCGGCCCCAACCCUACGCCUCCGUAUCGGGGGGGGAGGAGCUCACCUCCCUCUGGGACAGGGAGGCGUCAUCUUCGGCGGAGAGCCAGGCUGAGUUGUGGCCGAGGAGAGCAGACUGUGCCGACCGAUUCCCAGCCGUGCCCCCGGCUCACCUGCUACCCACCUUUUACCUCGAACCUGAGACCCGCGGCUUCAGGCUUCGCAGCAUACUGUACAAGGAUUUGUCCCCAGCCACUGUGCCGGUCACCCCAAGCUGUGGGCCUGGUCCCCAGCCUCUUCCCCAGGACCUGCCACUGCCAGUGGGGCGGCAGCUUCCAGAUGCCCAAGCCUCCCAGGUGCUUCUGUCUCGCUGUGGUGGCCUCAGCAUGGACCAGGCCGGAUCGCUCAUAGCCCAGGCUCUGGAGACGUCUAGCGCCCCCCGGUGGCUCGUGCAGAAUGAGGCGGCACUGUUCUGGCGUGCCAAAGGGAAUGCCACCCGCGCGCUGUCCUGCCUGCGCCACGCCCUGCGUGCGGCCCCACCGCAGCAUCGUGACCUCUGCCUGCUCAAUGCCGCCAAUCUGCUACUGCACCAUGGACUGCCAGAGGAAGCCGACCCUCUGCUGCGGGAGGCUUUGGCUCUCAAUGCUUCUGAGCCUCUGUCCUUGCUGAGCCAGGUCACCAUGUACCUCUCCCAGGGGAACCUCAGAGCCGCACUGGGGGUGUUUCGUCGUGCUCUGUCCCUGCAGGCCAGCUGUGGGCAGUGUCGCACCAGCCUGCCCCUCCUGCGCUGCCUGCAGUUCUACCCGUUCCUGUACAACCUGACACGCCCCCCCUGUCCCGAUGGCUCUCGGUGCGUCGAAGAUGACCAUGAGCUGGCGCAGGAAGGGGAGGCCAGACACUCUGGGGAGAACACAGACCAGGGUGCAGCGACCCAGCCUGUGUCUAUCCAGACCGAUGAGGACCCCCUCCUCUUCGAGACUCCCCAGGCAGUGGUACUUGAUAGUAACGGGUCCGGGGAACUCGGGCAACAGGACAGAAAUCACCGGCCAGAGGUGAAGGGUGAGGAGGAAGCACGGCAGCUGAAGGAGGAGCUGAUGGGGGCCUUUGAGGGGGCACUGGAUGGAGGGGGCCCACGUGGCGACCUCAGGGGCAUCCGCGUUCUGCAGAGCGAUGGUGGCAUGGCCGGGCAAAGUGGUGGGCCCUGCUUUGGAAACUGCGAGGACGACGAGGGUGCGGAAUGGAUCACAUUCCAGGUGAAGCGAGUGCGGAAGCCCAAGGCAGAGUCGUCAGAGAAUGUGAUCGGGGAGGAAGAGCCCCACCAGGAGGAGCCGCCCAUCAGACAUUCCAUCCUAGAGAUUAGCGGGCCCACUAUCCCCUCCCCAGGACCAUCAGCAUCACGGAGCAUAUCGACUUCGCCACGCCCCUGCAGGAGCCGGCAGCAGAGCCCGUGUGCAAUGCCAACCUCCCCGCCAGCAUGCAUACCCUGGAUCACCUGGGGGGUGUUUCUAACCGUGCGGGCAUCCACUACACAGGCGAGAGCCAGCUUCGUGAGGUUCUGCAAAAUCUGGGCAAGGACAAGUUCUCCCCCCAGUCCUUUGAGCUGGUGGGCACCCGCAUCGCCAAGGUUCUAGAGAAGAACCAAACAUCAUGGGUGCUUUCCAGCAUGGCUGCUUUGUACUGGCGGGUCAAAGGUCAAGGCAAACGAGCAAUUGACUGCCUACGGCAGGCACUCAACCACGCACCACACCACAUGAAGGACGUGCCGCUCAUUAGCCUGG
Messenger RNA from Paramormyrops kingsleyae, 3190 nucleotides. The record is from RefSeq and is a predicted model, not a curated record. Lineage: Eukaryota; Metazoa; Chordata; Actinopteri; Osteoglossiformes; Mormyridae.